AUGUUGUAAAGAAAAAUAAUAGUACCAUCUAAAAGAAAAUAAUAGACAGAAUCAUAAUUAAUAGAUGAUUUUUAUUUUGAAAGUAAUUUUGAAACAUAUGAUGUUGAAGAAAUAACAUCUAUGUUAGCUAAAAGACUCAAAUUUGAAAAUUGUGAAGAUGGAUCAAAUGAACCACUUAUGACAAAAAGAUGUUGUUUCAGUGAUGAAAAAUUUAUAAGUUAUAAACCAGGAUUAGAGAUACUAUCUAAAUAAUAAUAGAUUUCUGUAAUACCUAAUGAAAAACAUUGUGUCAAAUAAAUAAAUUAAAUAAUAAGUGGAGAAAAGAGAAAUACAUAAUUAAAGAACUUAACAGACUUUAAACAAAUAAGAAUAGGAGAAAUCAAUUAUCUGGAAUUUUAUGGAUUUUCUGAUCUUUAAAAAACAAAGAAAUUAAAUAAAAAGAAGGGAAACACUUAAAUAACAAAGAAGAUUCACAAAUUUUGA
Messenger RNA from Paramecium primaurelia, 483 nucleotides. Lineage: Eukaryota; Ciliophora; Oligohymenophorea; Peniculida; Parameciidae. The record is from the annotation of a GenBank genome assembly.